AUGUGAGGGUUUAGCAUUUUUAAUCUAAUUUACCUGUAACACAUACGUGGUCUAAGGCGAUUAACUUCAGUGUUAGAAGACAAGUGGGGAGCGAGUGACCUGAAAGAAAAACCACAAUGGCCGAUCCUUACUAUCGAUAUGGUGCUUUCGCAGGCAGAGGUAUGCCUAAUUUUCAUGGCUACAUGUCAUCAGAAGUACCAUCUUUGGCUUCUCGUCAUAUUCCAUUCUCUAAUGAGUUGCGGGAUGCUGCUGCAGGUUUUCCGCACAGAGAGCAAAUAAAUCCAUCGCAGCCUGGGUCUUAUGGGUUGGAUAAUGUUUCGGGGAUUGGGGUUCAUUCUGAGCCUUUUAUUGGUGGAGUAAUAGCAGGAGCUAGUGGAAAGCGGUACCCAUCUCCUCUAGAAGAUCCAAAUUUGCCAAGCCAAAGACGGGAUGCAUCAGUUAACAUUACUCCAGCCAUUCCUGACAAGAUCAAUGACAGGCCCAGUUCUUUGAGAAAUGUUGAUGGUCCUUCAGCCCCAAGGGCAGAGUCAAACAUUCUGUUUGUUGAUGGGCUCCCUACCAAUUGCACUAGAAGGGAAGUAGGCCAUCUUUUCCGUCCAUUUAUUGGCUACAAAGACAUCAAAGUUAUUCACAAGGAGCCCAGACGUAGUGGAGAUAGGGCUGCUGUCUUGUGCUUUGUGGAGUUCAUUGAUGCAAAGUUUGCUGUCACUGCUAUGGAAUCUCUUCAAGGGUACAAGUUUGAUGAUAAAAAUCCUGAGUCCCCUGUCUUGACGAUCCACUUUGCGAGCUUUCCUUUCCGUCUUCCAGCUGAUCGGGAUGAGCAGUGUGUUGGAAUCCCGCGUUAAUCACAACUUUAUUGGUGAAUUGAGAGUAGAACUGGUUGCCUUGCAUUUGAUAUGAUGCAAAAAGAUGCAGGCCUUCCUUUUCUAAAUUACAUAGAUAGUUUGCUACUGUUGUAUAUGCAAAUUCUAAGGAUUAGAGCAUCCAGGGAAAAGCUUGUUUCUCACACAGGUGUGCUGUGGGCAGCCUACACAGUACUUUGUAGAAUUUGAAGGUUCAAUCUUGUGAUAUUGUGGACCUUAAACUUUGCUGUGUUACUUCAGUUCAUUUUGAUGAAUUAAUUUUAAGGUAUGGUCAAUGUUUCCCA
This is a messenger RNA of Hevea brasiliensis (rubber tree), 1147 nucleotides long. Its product is annotated as RNA-binding protein 2. The transcript is spliced from 6 exons. The record is from RefSeq and is a predicted model, not a curated record. Bases 117 to 845 code for a protein of 242 amino acids. NCBI's taxonomy places the organism in Eukaryota, Viridiplantae, Streptophyta, Magnoliopsida, Malpighiales, Euphorbiaceae. Gene Ontology annotation, molecular function: mRNA binding.